This is a messenger RNA of Hippocampus zosterae (dwarf seahorse), 3805 nucleotides long. RefSeq names its product calcium channel, voltage-dependent, gamma subunit 8b (gene cacng8b). NCBI's taxonomy places the organism in Eukaryota, Metazoa, Chordata, Actinopteri, Syngnathiformes, Syngnathidae. Gene Ontology annotation, cellular component: postsynaptic density membrane; AMPA glutamate receptor complex. Gene Ontology annotation, biological process: postsynaptic neurotransmitter receptor diffusion trapping; positive regulation of synaptic transmission, glutamatergic; transmission of nerve impulse. The record is from RefSeq and is a predicted model, not a curated record. Gene Ontology annotation, molecular function: channel regulator activity; voltage-gated calcium channel activity. Bases 590 to 1837 code for a protein of 415 amino acids. The transcript has 6 exons.
CACCUUUUACCCCCCCCCCCCCACUUGCUAAAAUGAUAUUUGAAUCAAAUUCCUUCUGAUCUGACCUUAAACUUCUCGUUUUAAUGACACGCGCGCAUCGGAUCGGUGUGCGCGCUCCGCCUGUCACCCCCUCCCCGCCCCCCCCCCCCCACGGACUCCUCUUCUCCUUGCCCCCACCACGACCACCACCACCACCACCAUCAUCAUCAUCAUCCUCCUCCUCAUCAUCUCCUCCCAUCCUCUGGCGAGUGCGACGCGCGCAGAGCAGCUCCGACAUCCCGCAGCAGCCUGCAGCUGAGCAGUGACGGUGGAUGCUUUGGUGCCGGCUUCCUGCUAGCGGAGGAGCGAGCAAAGGAGAGCGCGACCGGCGUCCAAGACUCGGCACUCCGCUGGCGAGAAAGGCAGCGGGAAGGAGAGCGAGAGAGAGAGAGAGAGAGGGCAGUGCACCAAGGAGAGAGCGAAAGAGAGUCGGGAGCGGCUGAGAACAGUCGAUGGAUGCUGUCCGGUUUGAAGGGGCAGCACGUUCUUCACUGACGAGGGAAGGAAAGAUUUCAAAAUUGAGUCGAAGGAUAGAAACUCGCCGUCAGGCAUGGUGUGUGAGAAGGGGAUCCAGAUCCUCCUCACCACCGUGGGGGCGUUCGCCGCCUUCGGCCUGAUGACGGUAGCCAUAGGGACGGACUACUGGCUGUACUCCCGAGCCCUCAUCUGCAACAGCACGGCCAACGUCACGCAGGACGACCCUCACAACAAGGACAAGAAGGACCCCGGGGCGCUCACCCACUCUGGACUGUGGAGGAUAUGCUGCCUGGAAGGAGUCAAGCGAGGAGUGUGUUCGCAGAUCAACCACUUCCCGGAGGAUGCGGACUUUGACCACGACGGGGCCGAGUACGUCCUACGCGUGGUGAGGGCUUCCAACAUCUUCCCCAUCCUCAGCGCCAUCCUGCUGCUUUUGGGAGGCGUGUGCAUCGCUGCGAGCCGCUUCUAUCGGAGCAAACGGAACAUCAUCCUGGGGGCGGGGAUUCUCUUUGUGGCCGCAGGUCUGAGCAACAUCAUCGGCGUGAUCGUGUACAUCUCGGCGGCGCUGGGCGACAUCUCCCCCAAGAAGGACGAGGACAAGAAGUGGCAGUACUCGUACGGUUGGUCCUUCUAUUUCGGCGGCCUGUCCUUCAUCAUGGCCGAGAUGGUGGGCGUGCUGGCGGUCAACAUCUACAUCGAGAAGAACAAGGAGCUGCGCUGCCGCUCGCGCACCGACAUCUUCAAGAGCACCACGCACGCCAUGCUGCGCCUGCCCAGCUACCGCUUCCGCCGCCGCUCCCGCUCCUCGUCGCGCUCCACCGACCCCUCCCGCUCCCGAGACCCUUCGCCGGUGGGGAAGAACUUCGGGCUGCCCCCUUCGGCGCUGCUCUCCCAGGGCCCCAUCUCCGUGUCCACGCUGCCCAACCCGCACUCGCGCUCCCACGCCGCGCUGGCCGCCGGCGACAUCUCGCUUUACACGCUGUCCCGCGACCCCAAACUGGGCGGGCUGCCGCCCAUGUACGGCACGGUGGACCGCGCCACGCUCUACCAGCUCCACAACUGCUUCCCCAAGGAUGCCGGCGGCGUUGGCGGCGGCGGCGGCAUGAUGAGCGGUACGCUGCCCUCGCUCAAGUCCCACAACCCUUCCAACUCCUCCAACUCCAACGUGCCAAUGCCCAACUCGGUGGGCUCGGGACCGCCUCCCUUCACCUCGUCCGCGGCGGACAGGGAGCGAGGAGGAGGGAUGGGCACUCUGGACAGGCUGAAGGGAGACAGGGAGAGCAACUCCAACACCCUGAAUAGGAAGACCACACCUGUGUAAAGGCAACAAGUCGCCGUCGUCCGGCACAACUGAAAUGUUCAUCUCUUCCCCCGCGCGACGAAAAGUGCGGAGCGUGUGCAGUCAUCACGGAGCGAUCUCAACAAACAACCACAAUGAACUCUCGCAACCAAACUAUUUUGAUAUUUCCACGUGCUAGAAAUGAUUUAUUUUGUUAACGAUCAACAUGCAAACUAACCUCGGGCUAAAUACGAAAAAAAAUAAUAAUAAUAAUAAAAUAAAAAAAAUUGUGCAAUAUUAGCGCUAAUUUAGCAGACCUGCGUUAGCGUCGAUUGUUGUUGUGAUUAUUUUAUUUUAUUUUUUUGCGUUUGUACAAGGGAUGGGCAGAACAAUCCAUUGGUGUCAAUUCUGGCAUGCCUCAUGUCUUCGUAGCAUCGUUUUGGUUUUUUUUUUUUGUCAACUCCGCGUACGACUUCUGGCCUCGGCAGUAUUAAUUCAAGACGGAUAUGAAGGAGAUUGAAUAUAUGCUCCAACUAACAUGCAAUUAUGCAGUACGAGAAUGUGACAAUACAUACCGAGUCGGAAACUAUCGCCAAUAACAUUCUACUAGUUGACCUCUAGGGGCACUCGUUCCAUAGACGGCUGGGCGCAAAAAGCGGGCCCCUGAUUUUUGUUGUCAUUGGAGAUUUUCCUGGCAGAGUGACACAAGAACAAUCGGGGGGGUUGGGGGGGGGGGUCCCAAGUGCCUACUACACAGCACAGACGUGCUUGAGACUCGAGUGCACGGCGGCCCCACCGCAAGGACUGCGAGGAGCUGCUUCGAUUGUCCGUGAGUAAAGUCAGCGGUGACUACUCCCACAGCGGCGCAGACCUCCCUCUCUCGGAUCUGAUGGAAUGACCCGAAUGCUUCACUAAUAGUGCAGAAAUGUCACCCGUUUUGCACUUUUUACCUCUGAGUCAUAUGCAAAAGUUGCCCCAUGGGAAAAAAAAAAGAAACAAACUGUGUUCGUCAUCCACCCUUAAUUCUACGAGUGUGCACAAAAUCUUGCGCCGAGUGAAUGAUUUCUUCGGACUCGGCGGCUACGAGUACCACGUUGAUUUUGUUGUUGUUGUUUUGUUGACCAGAUGUGAAUACUGUAAAUUGUCUUCCAAUAUUAGCAGGAAAGAAAAAAAAAACAAACAGACUCGAAAGACGUGCAACAAUAACGACUCAGUUUUGGCCUCUGUUCGUUUUUGUUCCAUGUCGACAGUACUUCUUGUAGCGCUUAGUCAUGUUGAAGAUGUUUGUUCUUUGGGCAUUAACGACAACCUCGCGUUUGAGACGGGACAAAAUAGAAAAUAUGUACAGUACCAGGGAAAAACUCCUCCAGAAUCAUCUCUAUUCUACCAGUCCCAAAAAAAAAAUCAACCAUAAUGUAAAUGUGGAUUUUGGAAGAUGAUUUAAAAAAAAAAAAAAAGAUCAUGUACAUUUGUCAUUUAUGCAUACAUACAUUUGUAAAUUCUAUCAAGAAAAAAAAUGAGCUUUUGUUACUUGGACUCUAACUUGGUGGUUUACCUCAUUAGCCUCCCUGCCCCCUCCGUGACCUUUUGACCCGCCCCCUUUCCCAAGCACCUCCCCAAAGAUUCUUUACACUGUGCUUCCUCGCUACUCUUUCCCUUGAACCAAGGCGAUGAGACUGAAAGCGACCUGAAACGCUCUUCUUUUUUUUUUUUCUUCUUCUCUUCUUGAGAAUUUGACUGCUGCGACAUGAUGCAACCACCCAAAACAAACGGACAAAAAAAAAACAACAAAAAAAACAACAAAAGACGACGCUUCCAGCUUUUGGGGAAAUUCUAUGGCGACAUUCUGGGAGUUAAAAGUGGCAACCGUGCACACGGAGAGCAUUUAGUUGGGCAAUUUGAAUCUUAUGGAGUAGAGACGUAGCGACAACCGAGUACGGUUUAUCUAAAUGUGUGAUCAACUCCAACAUUGUAUUGCACGAAAUUUAUAAAAAAACAAAACAAACAAAA